GUCAUACCAAUUCCGCGGAGGAAUAGGGGGCUUAUUCGUCUACUUUGCGAGGCAUUGGGCAGCAAUGUUACGUGUGCCAACAUUGCUUACGCUGCCUUACCCAGGCAGUUUGAGAGAUGCCUACCUCGUCCAUGCCGCCGCGGAGCAUUCUUCGAAAAUGAAAAUCACAAAUUUAUAUGAGAGGAUAAUUCGAUAACACUAUCUAGUAACUAACGAACGACUUACUGUCGCCAACAAUACUCGAAUAUCGGGUUUAGUCUACGGCUCUUACAGUUCGACCUUCGCCUAUCAUACGGCGGUACCUGGCAUUCCUAUACGAUAAUGGGAGGUGCCGAAGAAAAGUUAUGUGAAAAAUGUACGAAAAUGAUCCAGGUUGGGUCCUACACCCGCCACACGUUACACCGAAAUUAUCAUGAAUUUAUAGCGAGUAAGAAGAGUUGGUGUAUUAUCUGCUCUUGGUUAUGGGCACUGCAUCAGCCCCCAGAUCCGAUUAAACAAGGUAUAGAGGACGUCGAUGACAAUUGCGUGUUUGGGAAGUUUGGUAUUUCCUUCCGUGUCCCCAAUCCAGAUGACGAUCUCAUACAUCAUCCUCCCUUAAAUAUACAUUUAUCUAUAGAAAGUUCUUGGGCCGGGGUGUCAAGGAUCAGUUUCCAUAUAGGAUCUCUAGAAAAACUGGAUAACAUCAGAAUAUCAUCUUGUGCACUAUUGAGCGAACUUGAGGCCCAUCCUUGGUCUACUCUCGGUCCCAACAUAGGGUCCGAUGAGUCCUUGGGGAAAAUACAUCAGUGGAUAUCAUCCUGUCAAGCUAACCAUACGUCUUGUGGCUCAAUCCACGGAUACCAUGGAUCACCUGGCUUAGAAACCGGUACCUUUUUCCCAACUCGAGUUGUUGACGUUGAGAAAGCCGACGUUGGGAUCAUCUCUAUACGGGAUAGAGCCGAAGUCGCGGUUCAAUUCGGUGCUGAGAACGAAGCACGCCUACCGACAUCAACCGAGCCGGGUACUGUGCAUAAAUAUCCCGUCUACUGGACUUUAUCUCACCGCUGGGGUAACACUGACGAGAUGCCACGACUUCUCAAAGACACAGAGUUGCGGCUUCGUAAAGGCGUUAGGCUUGAUGAAUUACCGCCGAUCAACAAAACGUGGCCGGCAUUCCGCGACGCGGCCCUUCUUGUCAAACGUCUCGGCUAUAGAUAUAUUUGGAUCGACUCAUUGUGCAUAUUUCAGGAUUCAGCUAGUGAAUGGCAACGAGAGGCUAGUACGAUGAUAGAUAUUUACCGCCACUCACAUUGCAAUAUAUCGGCGGGCUCUGCGUCAUACAACCCAGCAAAGAAUGGCCUUUUUAGGCGAAGAAAGCUCCAUGAGAGGCUCUUAUAUCCGGCUGUGGUGAACUUAAACGCCCAACCAUGUUGGAUAUGGCAUAUUCCACAUUGGAAUGACCAAGUCGAGAGAGUACCUCUCAACAGACGCGGCUGGGUCGUUCAAGAACGAUUUCUGACGACGCGUACUAUUCACUUUGCUGAAAGCCAGAUCUUCUGGGAAUGCUUGGAGGGCACCGAUUGCGAAUCUAAACCGACAAGCAAAAGCCUAGCAAAUCUAGAAAAGAAGAUACGAUCCGAUACAGCUAGGGGUAGUACAGCAGUGUUGGAUUUCUAUAAAAUCAAAGAAAUUACUACCGAAUUGUAUCCCCUCCCUCACGACGAAGAGAGAUUAAAGAAAAUCUAUAGAUCUUGGGUUCGUAUUGUGGAAUAUUACGCAUCUUGUGAGCUUACAAAAGAGUCUGAUAGACUGAUUGCUGUGUCUGGCAUGGCGAAGGCUUUCCAGGAAGCCACCGGCGACACAUACAUGGCUGGCCUAUGGAAAGGCGAUCUCGAUCAUUGCCUUACGUGGCAGGUCAAUAUUCAGAGAAGAGACCAAGUCCGACGUAGCGAGUAUGCGCCGUCGUGGAGUUGGGUUUCGAUCUCGGGAAGUAGUGUGAAAUUCUACACUUAUCCUGAAGUUCAUCAUACAUCAUAUUUCAAACUCAUUGAGGAGCGGAUCGUGCCUGAACCGCCUAACGGGGACUCUUUUGGAUUGCUUCGCUCUGCGGAGCUCGACGUCGAGUGUAUGCUUUGCUACCUUCGAUUGCAGAAAGAAACAAAGUUCGAGCAGGAGAGGUGGGAAUAUUACGACAAAGCUCAAAGCUGGCGCUUUUUCGAGAGAGAUUCAAAUGUGAUGAUACAGUAUGAUUCAAAAAACUUAGAAGAGUUUUAUCAAGCGGACAGGAAGGUAUUCACCGUUAUUCCAGUAUGGGGCGAUAUUUCAGCAUGGGGGAGAAGGAAAUGGAUGUAUUGUCUUAUAUUGAAGUGUGAUGUAGGUAAGAGGUUUAAACGAGUCGGGCUUAUGAAGUGGUAUCAUUGGAAGGAGGACAGGACUUUUGACAGAUGGGCCGGUCCAAAACGUCUUAUUACACUUAUAUAGAGUGUGAGAUAGGAGGUAGCUUGAGAUACACGAUUCUGUGGGAAGUACGGACUAUCACUUGAUGCAUUAAAUAGAGGCUUUACAUAUCACUUCUUAUAUGCAUAGAUAUAUAUUCCGUUAAAUGCAUACAUACAUGUAUACCUUAGUGCCAGCCUUGUACAGAUUAGAUUACGGAUUACACCUCAUUCC
Daldinia loculata is the source of this 2649-nucleotide messenger RNA. Its product is annotated as heterokaryon incompatibility protein-domain-containing protein. Lineage: Eukaryota; Fungi; Ascomycota; Sordariomycetes; Xylariales; Hypoxylaceae. The record is from RefSeq and is a predicted model, not a curated record. The transcript is spliced from 4 exons. Bases 322 to 2460 code for a protein of 712 amino acids.